Hibiscus syriacus is the source of this 1796-nucleotide messenger RNA. Its product is annotated as cyclin-T1-5-like. The record is from RefSeq and is a predicted model, not a curated record. Gene Ontology annotation, biological process: positive regulation of DNA-templated transcription, elongation; regulation of transcription by RNA polymerase II. The coding region runs from base 70 to 1737 and encodes 555 amino acids. Gene Ontology annotation, molecular function: cyclin-dependent protein serine/threonine kinase activator activity. Gene Ontology annotation, cellular component: nucleus; cyclin/CDK positive transcription elongation factor complex. Lineage: Eukaryota; Viridiplantae; Streptophyta; Magnoliopsida; Malvales; Malvaceae. The transcript has 6 exons.
UAUGAAAUAAAGUCUUGCUCCUCUUAUAGGAGCUUAUCUUUUUUGUUAGAGCUGGGAGAUAUAUACAAUAUGACAGGAAUGUUACCUGGGGAUUCCUCACAUCAUUCAACCUCUGAUAGUGGGCCUUCUAGAAGUUCUCAAGAAAAGCAAAAGGAAGUAGGUCGGUGGUAUUUUUCAAGAAAAGAAAUUGAAGAAAGCUCCCCAUCAAGAAGGGAUGGUAUUGACUUGAAGAAAGAGACAUACUUACGCAAGUCAUACUGUACAUUCUUGCAAGAUUUGGGUGUGAGGCUGAAAGUGCCCCAGGUAACAAUAGCCACAUCAAUUAUCUUUUGUCAUCGAUUCUUCAUUCGACAAUCACAUGCGAAGAAUGAUAGAAGAAUUAUUGCUACUGUGUGUAUGUUCCUUGCUGGGAAGGUUGAAGAGACACCUCGUCCAUUAAAGGAUGUUAUUCUUGUUUCCUAUGAGAUAAUAAACAAAAAAGAUCCGGCUGCAGCCCAGAAAAUCAAACAGAAGGAAGUGUAUGAGCAACAAAAGGAGCUAAUUUUAACUGGAGAGAGGGUUGUACUUGCCACGUUGGCUUUUGACCUCAAUGUUCAUCACCCGUAUAAACCUCUUGUGGAAGCUAUAAAGAAAUUCAAGGUUGCACAGAAUGCCCUUGCUCAAGUUGCGUGGAAUUUUGUUAACGAUGGGCUGAGGACGUCGCUCUGCCUGCAAUUUAAGCCCCAUCAUAUUGCGGCGGGUGCCAUUUUCCUUGCUGCCAAGUUUCUCAAAGUGAAGCUUCCAUCAGAUGGUGAGAAGGUUUGGUGGCAAGAAUUUGAUGUCACCCCUCGCCAAUUAGAGGAGGUUAGCAAUCAAAUGCUGGAACUUUACGAGCAAAACAGAGUAACCCCUUCUCAGGGUAGUGAAGUAGAAGGAAGUGCUGGUGGUGGUACAUCUCAUGGGGCUCCGGCAAAACAUCCUUCUGGAAGUGAGGAAAAACAGUCAUGGUCGACAGCUGACUACUCAUCUGCUGACAACCAUGGAAUACCAUCAAGGAGCACUCAAAAUCAGAGUAACGAUAAUGGGAGCCGGGAGAUGGGUAGUGUCAUUACGGAUCACAGUAUGGAGAACAAGGAUAGCCAACAUCAUGAGCAGUUUCCCCACAAGGAUAACACAAGGGAAGUUCUGAAUAAAUCGAGGUCUGGAAUGGAGCGAACUGGUGGGGAAGAUAUGGAAAGAAGUGGAAGAAAUGAAAUUGCAGUAACUGGUGAGUGGGAUGAUGGUAAGGCUAGCAGUGUGGUCAGGCAAAACAUGGAUAUUCGAGAAGGACCCGUUGGGCAGUCCCCCAAAGAAGCUAUUAAAAUCAACAAAGACAAGCUGAAAGCUGCACUUGAGAAAAGGAGGAAGUCUCGUGGGGAAACAACAAAGAAAUAUGAUGUAAUGGAUGAGGAUGAUCUUAUCGAGAGGGAGCUAGAAGAUGGGAUUGAAUUGGUGGCGGAAGACGAGAAAAUCAAGCGAGAACGUCAACAAAGCUGGUCCAGGAAUGAGAAUCAAGAUAAUGGGGAAAUGAGAAAAGGGUACCACCAUGUUACGAAGGGGCAGUCAUCUAAGGGGAUCGAGACAGAGGCGGAUGAUGCUUCUCCCAUGGUGAAUGACUGGAAAAGAAAAGGUGGAAGUCCAUCGGGCAGGCAGCCAGAAGGGAAGAAGCGUCACAAAUACACGCCAAGCUACAAUCACGAUGGUAUCGAAGAUGGGUAAAUAACGGGCCAGAGCAAUUAUGCGGAGAAAGAGCAUAGGAGGCAUGGUUCGUGAGGCAG